Molecule: messenger RNA, 2233 nt
Organism: Dermacentor silvarum
Lineage: Eukaryota; Metazoa; Arthropoda; Arachnida; Ixodida; Ixodidae
Exons: 9
Coding region: 399-1202 (267 amino acids)
Source: RefSeq, a predicted model, not a curated record
GGGGAAAAGUUGUUUGUGCAUUAAACUGUGCGCGCCUUCAAGGCACCUCGCUUUAGCGCUCUGUGCAAAGCCUUGCUCUGUGUUUGACUUCGGAAGAAGAGUGCUUGAGAAAACGCUGCCAUGUGGAAAUACUUUUGUCAGAACGGCGACUAACUAUCAGCGCCCCCCUAAAUUAGGCAGUAUCGAGACAGCUCAUCCACGGCGCCCUCGUAGUGCCUCGAUCACCCAAGGCACGUGCAUUUGAAAGCAUGGAACCAGGGCAAAAAGGACCUUUGUGAAGAUCAAGAACCCAAAGCCUUCGGAAAGGAUUCGGCUCUUGAGCCAAGUCAAGGGAAGCAACCGGCCCUGCUGAGCGGCUUCCGUAGAGUCGCACUGUGUUGCUCCUCUACUCGAUCAUCAUGGUUGCGGGAAGCUUCCACGUGCACACGGUCAUCGAACACCCAGUGCUUCUCACGUUCUCGCUGCUCAUGGUUCUGCUCUCCGCUGCGUGCGCCGUCUCCUCGGUGGUCCUCCUCCUGGGACUCUGGGCGGACAACCGGACCUUGCUGCUUCCCUGGUUGGUCUCCAUCUCGUUAACCACUCUGCUGGACAUCGUCGUUCUCUUCUAUCUAACGGCCGAGUCGGAUUUCAACCCUUUCAUCGCUGUACUCUUUAUCACGGAUGUUUUCAUCGCCGUCUUAAACGUGUACUGCUUGCUGUGCGUGUCCUCUCAGUACCAAGAGUACCGGCAUAACCGAGGCAGAACGGUACGCUUUCUUGGAGAGCAGUUUCCAGACAACAUGAAAAGGUCGGCCUGCCGGAAGCACGCCGACGCCGAGGGCAAGUUCUCGCCGACCAAGCCCUCCGUGUUCAUCGCCGACGACAUGGUCUCCUCGUCGAUCACAAAGCUGAGCACCAGUACAACCCGUCGCUCGUCGGCGCUGAGUUCCUGCCGGUUGACGCCGAUCAAGGAGGAGAGCCAGGCUCGCGCCAACGCACCCGGAGACACGCUGCACCAGAGCCUGGGCGCCACGGGCAGCGGCGAGACCCUCUCGCACGUGUAUCUGGUGUCCCCGAGGCCCAGCCCCGUCGAGAAGGACGAGGAAGACGAGGAGGACGAGGAAGAAGCGGAGGAAGAAGCUGCACGCCAGCAGCGAGGUGCCGAGCGGCCGCUGCCUGUCGCCGAGGUAGUCAGCGAGAGCGUGUACAAGUGGACCAUCUGACGGCUGUUCCGGUGCUAGAGCAUAACCCCGAAUCGAGAAGCGGCUGUUAGAGCGCCGACAGCCGUCCAGCGAAAACAAAAAUAACAAUCAUCAGCGGAAGCAAAUGCCAAGAAUUAACAUCAACUGCAACGCAAGAAGACAGACACGCCGUGCCUUACAUAAUUCCUCGAAAGACAGGGUAUCUAAAAUCCCUGCCGACGAACUCCUGCCGAAGACUGCAUGUCAUCCUGCGAACCCCUGGUCAGCAGGCUCAGAAAAUAGUGAUGGGAUCACCUUAGUUGACAGCACGCGGCUUCGACAACCUCCUUGCUGUUCGUUGUCUCAUAAGAGUUUCUGUAAAACAGAGUUCUUCAGUCAUACCAGCUCCGAAGUUGCCCUUCAGGAUUCGGCCAUCUUUCAUCACUGCGUUUCGGAAGCAAUAAGAGCAGCUUUGUAGAACUGCAGAUUUCCCAAGAGUUACUAUUCGGGGCAAUUUUGCCACAUGUGUCCGACAAAGGUAACGCAAUAGAUCGCAAAUAUCAAAUUUUUCGAUCGGUCAGCUUGCUACAUUUUCACAUCGACACGUUGGGAGUCCCGAGAGUUGCAUGGCUGAGGAUCUCUGAUUGUGAAAGUUCGCAUGGAACAAGUUAUGAUAUGUCACAUUGAUUGUUUCCAUCUUCUCACCUAGAGCUGAUGCAAAUAAUGAAAGUUUGCAUGUGAAAAAGGUGGGCAAAUCACUUUCCCACAAUUGUACAGACAAACCUCGCUCCCAUGUUGUCGCACCGGUACUCUGUAAAAGAGGCAGAACACGCAGACGCCUGCUUUUCGUAUAUCCCAUGAAUAUCCUAAGGGUGAACCAGUUAACUACCACAAACUUGGUACUUUGUCCCUAUCAGCAGGCUUGUGUGUCGGUUUCGGGUGCACAUGAACUAGUCACCGCUGAUUCACGUUCGUUGUCUGGUAGACAGCUUUAGUGUCAUGGGCGCGUUACCGUGUUGUAUUGUGUAAUUUGCGAUCAAGACGUGUGACAAUAAAGUGAACGAUGUUACCCC